CGCUGCUGCUCCGGCCCGGGCUGGCUCCCCGGCGUGUCCCGGGCUCAUUCCCGGUGUGUUCCGGGCUCAUUCCCGGUGUUUCCCGGGAUCCUGCCCGGGUGUGUCCCGGGCUCGCUCCCCGGCGUGUCCCGGGCUCGCUCCCCGGUGUGUCCCGGGCUCGCUCCCCGGUGUGCCCCGGUCUCAUUCCCGGCUGUGCCCCGGGGUCCCGCCCGGCCCCAGCGAUGCUCUGUGCCCCUGCCCGGUACCUGGUGUUCUUUCAGUACUUUGGCACCAGGUACAGUGGGGUUAUGGAGACCAAGAGUGAUCAGGCCCUGGUUGGAGUCCAGAAUUAUUUGGAGGAGGCAGCCCAGAAGCUGAAGCCCAGCGCUCCCAUCAAGUUCCACAUCUCCAGCCGCACGGACACCGGCGUCCACGCGCUGGCCAACGCCGCCCACCUGGACAUCCAGAGGGCUCCAGGGAAGGCAGCUUUCACUGGCCAGCAGCUUGUGCAGGGGCUGAACCACCACCUCAGGCCCGAGCCCAUCCGCAUCCUCAGUGCCCAGCGAGUGCCCAGCACCUUCCACGCCCGCUUCUGUGCCCUCUCCAGGACCUACAUCUACCGCCUGCUGCUGGGCUGUGCCCACCAGUCCCAAAUCCCCGUGUUCGAGCGGGAUCUGUGCUGGGCUCCUGCGGGAGGCCCCCUGAACAUCCCUGCCAUGAGGGAAGCAGCAGAAUUCCUGCUGGGAACUCACGACUUCAGCACCUUCCGCUCGCUCAACUCCGAGAACGCCUCCCAGAGCCCCGUCAGGACGCUGCUGCAGCUGGAAAUCCGACCUGCUCCCGGAUUCCUGUCCCACCACUACGAGCACAGGAAACUGGAGUUCUGGGAGGUGAAGGUCAAGGGCAGAGCUUUCCUUUACAGACAGGUGCGGAGGAUGGUCGGGGCUCUGGUGGCCGUGGGCCAGGGGAAGCUCUCCCCUCAGCACAUCCAGGAGCUGCUGGAGCUGAAGGACUCCCGAGCUUUCCCCCCUCACGCCAUGGCCCCGCCCUGGGGGCUCUUCCUCAAAUCCGUGGAGUACGGCCAGGCAGAUGUGGCCCCGGCGGAGGAGGAGCCGUGCGGCUGAGCGGGGACGAUUCCUGUGCCCGCGGGAGCUGAGGGACGCGGCCCGGCCUCAGGAAGAGCCUCCGGCGGCGGGAGCUGCCAGGGCAGCAGGAAAAUAAACAACAUUUUGUGCUGCUCUUUUCUCCUGGCUCCUCUCGGAGGCUCUGCCGCCUCGCAGGGGAAGGAUGGGGCUGGCUGGGUUGGGUAUUUUAUUUUUUUUUAUAAUUUUUUUUUUAUACUUUGGGGCGGUUUUUCUUCCUGUGGUGUGGGAGGAAGGCAGGCUGAGAGCAGAGGAGAAAAUGGCAGCGU
Messenger RNA from Hirundo rustica (Barn swallow), 1390 nucleotides. It is a transcript of the gene PUSL1, whose product is annotated as pseudouridine synthase like 1. Gene Ontology annotation, biological process: tRNA pseudouridine synthesis. Bases 222 to 1103 code for a protein of 293 amino acids. The record is from RefSeq and is a predicted model, not a curated record. Gene Ontology annotation, molecular function: RNA binding; pseudouridine synthase activity. Lineage: Eukaryota; Metazoa; Chordata; Aves; Passeriformes; Hirundinidae. The transcript is spliced from 8 exons.